This is a messenger RNA of Hipposideros armiger (great roundleaf bat), 1362 nucleotides long. It is a transcript of the gene CCDC28A, whose product is annotated as coiled-coil domain containing 28A. Lineage: Eukaryota; Metazoa; Chordata; Mammalia; Chiroptera; Hipposideridae. The record is from RefSeq and is a predicted model, not a curated record. The transcript is spliced from 6 exons. The coding region runs from base 16 to 858 and encodes 280 amino acids.
CGGACAGGGGAAGCAAUGCGGUGCAUAGGGCGCAGACCCGCCCGGCACUGGUGGACCCGGAACAGGCGAGGCUCCCGCCGGGAGCACGAAAGCUCCACCUCCUUACGUCAUUUCCGUAAACACAGGCAGUGGUGGAGGCGCGGGGUCCGGGAUGUGACCCCGGCUCAAGCUGCUGCAGGGGUGUUGGCGGCUGCAGUGGAGGCGGUGGUUUCCGAGACGCCGGAGUCUUUGCAGUUUGAGAAAGAGGACUUCCUUCCUCAGGUCAUAAGAAGCUGGCCUUGGUGCAGUAAGGAACUUAAAACAAUGGAGGAACGGAAAGCGAAGAGGAGGAGUCCCAAGUCUUUCAGUGCCCACUCGACUCAGGUUGCGAAUGCCAAAAAAAAUGCCAUUCCAGUUAGUAAAAGCACGGGGUUUUCAAAUCCUGCAUCACAGUCAACGUCACAGCGACCAAAGUUAAAAAGAGUGAUGAAGGAAAAGACCAAAGCUCAUGCUGGAGAAGGAAAGGGAGCUCAGUCAACUCCGAUCCAGCAUUCCUUUCUCACUGAUGUCUCAGAUGUUCAGGAGAUGGAGCGGGGGCUUCUCAGUCUUUUGAAUGAUUUCCACUCUGGAAAACUUCAAGCAUUUGGAAAUGAAUGUUCUAUUGAACAGAUGGAACAUGUUCGGGGAAUGCAGGAGAAAUUAGCUCGCUUGAAUUUGGAGCUUUAUGGGGAGUUAGAGGAACUUCCUGAGGAUAAGAGAAAAACAGCUAGUGAUUCUAACCUGGAUAGGCUCCUGUCUGAUUUAGAAGAAUUGAAUUCAUCCAUACAAAAACUCCACUUGGCAGAUGCACAAGAUGUUCCAAAUACUUCCACCAGCUAAAAUGAAAUGCAGUUGCUUUCUUGUGGUUUGAAGAAAAACAGCAUUCUUUACUUUUCCAGCUGAAUCCAGUAGCUGAAUCAUCUUCCACAAUAACGAAUUAAAGUAACUAAAGUGCCAGUGCAAUGAUUGUUUUCACAUACUGCUUUUAGUAAACUUGACUUGCCAUAAUUUACCAUAAACCGGAGGCCUUGUCAAAGGCUUAACCAGGAAAUGUGAUAAGAGGUUGUGCUGCUCUGCUUUAUAUUGUUGCCUUAUGGGGUUAUACUUGAAUUGUGCUAAAUGUUGUUGAAAGGGCUGAAGGACUUAUCUUUCCUGAGCUCACCAAACUUAUCCCACUGUUGAUCUAAGUUGAUGAUGCGCAGGCUUUUUGUGGCAGCCCAGCUUCAGUUUACGUUAGACAAUCAGUACACAGUGCUGAUGUGUGUUCCAGUGGCCAGUGACAACAAAUUGUUAAAUGAUUACUUGUGAAAUUUGCUAUUUUUAAUAAAGUGAUUGUUUUAAGUU